AUGGGGCCGUGCCGGUGGGCGCCGCUCUGGGGCUUCCACGCGGUGCUGGUGCAGGUGGCCGUGCUCACGGCGGGGCAGCGCCCGCAGGAGAGACCCCCGCGGCCGGCGGGAUGGUCGCCGGCCCCCUCAUCUUCGUGGGCGCCCACCGUGGAGCCGGGAGCGCCGGGGGACAGCGAGGGCUCGGCGGCAGCGCUGGCGUUCCUGCGCACGGGCGAUGCCGAGCGCCUGGCCCGGGCCAACUGCAGCGGGGGUGUCGCGGCGGGGGCCCCCGCGCCCGGGCCGCCCCCGGCGCUGCGGGCAGCCCUGCGAGCCGCCCCCGAGGCGCUGGCCCACGCCGCCAACUUCCUCAACAUGCUCUUCCAGACCAACGACAUCCGCGAGGCCAGCGUGGCCGAGGACGUGGAGUGGUACCAGGCGCUGGUCCGCAGCCUGGCCGAGGGGCACCCGUGGGUGCGCAGGGCGGUGCUGGCCCUCGACGCCCACCCGCUGGCCCCCAAGCCCCGGCUGAUGCUGCAGGCCACCAAGGGGGACGGCCAGAUCCUGCUGCAGGACGUCUCCAACGCCGCUCCCAGCCUGGGCAACCUCAGCUGGGACAACGAGUGGUUCAACGCCCUCAAGUCGCAGCGGGUCCCGGCGCUCCGCAAGCGGGUGCUCAGCAAUGACCUGCGCAGCCUGGAGACCCCCAAGUGGCAGCGGGGGGACAGCUACGUGGGGGACCCGGGCCACGUGCGCUGGUCGCCGCCGUUCCUGGAGUGCCGCGAGGGCCGCUUCCUGCCCACCUGGGCCGUCACGCUCUCCUCCGCCUUCUACGGGCUCAAGCCCGACCUCAGCCCCGAGUUCAAGGGGGUCGUGCGGGUGGACGUGGAGCUGAGGGACGUGGCCAUCGACCAGUGCUCCAGCGGGCCGGGCUGGUUCUCGGACACGCAUCGCUGUGACCUCAACAGCACCCAGUGUGUCCCCCAGGAGAGCCGUGGCUUCGUCCUCGGGAGGUACCUGUGCAGGUGCAAGCCGGGUUUUUACAGGGCCGGCGGAGUGGCCAGCGGUGCCUGGGCAGGUGUGGCAGGGACGGGGGGGUCCCGGCUGGGGUGCCGGCCGUGCCGCCCGGGCUGUGCCACCUGUGAGGACGACACGCCCUGCCUGAUCCAGGAGGACCAGGUGCUGCGGGCAGCGGUGCUGUCGUGCCAGGCCUGCUGCAUGCUGGCCAUCUUCCUCAGCAUGCUCGUGUCCUACCGCUUCCGACGGAGCAAGAGGAUCCGGACAUCAGGAAUCAUCCUGCUGGAGACCAUCCUCUUCGGGUCCCUCCUCCUCUACUUCCCUGUGUUCAUCCUGUACUUCAAGCCGAGCAUCUUCCGCUGCAUCGUCCUGCGCUGGGUGCGGAUGCUCGGCUUCGCCAUCGUCUAUGGCACCAUCACCCUCAAGCUCUACAGGGUGCUGAAGGUGUUCCUGUCGCGCACGGCGCAGCGCGCUCCCUACGUGUCGAGCGGGCGGGUGCUGCGGAUGCUGGCGCCCAUCCUGCUGCUGGUGCUGUGGUUCCUGGCAGCCUGGACCAUCGGCAUGCUGGAGAACGCCCACAAGAACAUCCCGCUGGUCAUCCGCGCCCAGACCAGCCGCGGCCUCCACUUCUCCAUCUGCGGCCACGACUGCUGGGAUUACAUGAUGGUCAUCGCCGAGAUGCUGUUCCUGCUGUGGGGCAGCUUCCUGUGCUACGCCACGCGCGCCGUGCCCUCGGCCUUCCACGAGCCCCGCUACAUGGGCAUCGCCCUCCACAACGAGCUCAUGGUCUCUGCCACCUUCCACGUGGUCAGGUUCCUGAUUGUCCCCUCGCUGCAUCCGGACUGGACUCUGCUGCUCUUCUUCGCUCACACCCACGGCACCAUCACCAUGACCCUGGCCCUGCUCUUCAUUCCCAAGUUCCUGCACACGGGCUCGCCGCUGCGGGAGGAGAUCACGGCCGAGGUGUACGAGGACGAGCUGGACAUGCGGCGCUCGGGCUCCUGCAUGAACAGCAGCAUCGCGUCCGCCUGGAGCGAGCACAGUCUCGACCCCGAUGACAUUCGGGAGGAGCUGAAGAAGCUUUACCGACAGCUAGAGGUGCACAAGACGUGGCGGAUGGCGACCAACAACCCGCACCUGGCCAAGAAGCGCAGCUCCCGCCGCAGCCUCGCCCGCUCCAUCCUGCGCCGCAGCGGAGCCGAGCUGGCCGAGAGCGCGUCCCGCCGCAGCAGCGCCGGGGACCGGGCGGGGACCCUGUCCCGCCGCAGCUCCUCGGCCAGGCGGCUCGUGGAUGCCGCCGGGACCAGCCUGAGGAUGCGGGACGGAAGCUCCCGGCGCCGCUCCUCAGCCCUGCACAAGUCCCGCAGCUCCGAGGGGCCCCCGCGGGAGCCCCGCCGAGGGUCGCGCACCCCCAGCCCGCCCGAGGAGCCUCGGCCGCCGGCGGUGAUGGACUUGGAGCAAUCCGACAGCGACUCGCUGGACGCCGCCCCGCUCCUGUGCAAAUCGGCCAGCGCCCAAAACCUGGCGGGGCACUGGCAGCGACCCCCGGGCCGCGCCCCGCCCUUGCAGAAGUCCCACAGCGUUGUCACCGGGGCGCGGGAAGUGGCGCUGCUGGCCGCCCGCACGGCCGCCCGCCAGCAGUGGCACGGCAGCCGCCACCUCUCCGCGCCGGCCCCGGGGGUCCCCAGCGGCACCGCGACACCGCAGAGCCCCGCCGAGAGGGGCUCGCAGGAGGACACGGCCCCGCUGGGCGAUGCCAAGGGGCACAAACAUGUCACCUACGCGCCCAUCAAGAGCGUCAGCGCUGACAGCGCCCACCCGCCCAGGAAGGUGCGGGUGACCGUGAAGAAAACCCCCCCUCCACCCCCCGUCCGCUACCAGAGCCUGCAGCGCUCGGGGACGCUCGGGGACAGCCCGGAGCCACCGCCGGGCCACCCGGCACAGGCGGGAGAGUUGGAGGGGACAGCAGGGGACGACCCGGAGCGCGCGUCCCCCCCGGCAGGGAAGGGCAGGCUGCUGACCCCGACGGCCACCUCGGCACACGUCUGUCCCUGGGAGCUGGUCCAGGACGAGAUCCUGGGCAGGAAACAAAAAGCGGCCGAGGCAGCAGAGUCGGGGAGCCCCGGUGACACAGCGGCCGCCACCCCCGGCCCCAAGCCGCCCCCCACGAAGAGUUUCCGGAGCCUGGGACUCGCCAUCAAAGCCCUCAACCGCUCCAGGGGGAAGAGCAUCCUGAAAGGGAAAAGCGAGGGGAGCCUCAGGAAGAGGGGCAGCAGCAGGAGCGAGAAGCCCGGCCUGGCAGAGGCCUCGGCCGUGUCCCUCGGGGGGCUCAGCCCAGACCCCGCUGCCAAAAUCCCCGAGGGGAGCGGGCAGAGCCUCGAGCCCCCCGCCCUCCAGCACAACAACAACGCCGCCACCCCCGGGGAAGCCGCGGACUGGGGGGACAGCGGGACAGGAGGACAAUGGGACAGCCUGGCCGCGGGGACAGGCAACAGGGACAAAGCGACAGAGGGGCCCAGCGCUGCCCGAGGGGACGCGGGUACUGGUGGGCGUCUGGAGCCACCCAGCGCGGGCCACCAAGGAGCUGAAUGUCCCCCGGAGGUGGCCCGGGUACAGCCCCAGGAAGGGGACGAGGCUCCUGCAGUGGAUCUGGGGGAGGACGUUCCUGGGGUCACAGCGGAGGAAGGGACACUUGACGAGCUCGAGGGGACCAGCAGGUCCUUCCAGCCCCGGGACCACCCGGAGGAGCAGCCGCCUGCGAAGCCCACCCCGAGCAGCGUGCGGGGCGCGGCGGGGCGGAAGCCGCGGGCUGAGGUUGGCCCGCCCGGACCGCUCGGAAUCCCGGCAGGAAGGGGAGCCUUGCUGCGCCAGGAGGCGAUCGCUCCCCGGGAGGAUGCAGGGACCCCAGAGAGCCUGGACAAGGCGCUGGAAGAGGGGAGCAGCCAGCCCGACUCCGAGCGGGUCCCCAGAAGGAGCUGGAGCAGGGCUGGGAGUGCGCAGGGAGAGCUCAGUCUUGGGGGAGAUUCCAGCUCCAAAGCAGGAAUCUGCCCUGGGAAGGGCGGCAGUGAGGGGGAUUCUCAGCGCUCUCCGGGCUUGGAAAAACCACCAGAGCUGCCGAAAGAGGCCCCGGAGAAAGCGGAGGGCAGGAGGGCUGAGGUGUGCCCGUGGGAGAGCCGGGAACAGGGGAGGAGUGUCCGAGCAGAAAUCUGCCCCUGGGACACAGAGCGGGCCCUGCCAGAGCAGGAGGGGCAGAGAUCCCCCAAACCUGGAGAAGGUGUGGAGCAGCCUGGGAUGAGGCUCACAGGGAAACCCCCAGCUCUGCCCAAAGCCUCAUCCCAGCGGGCUGGAACCACAGAGAGCAAAAAGGCCAACAUCUGUCCCUGGGAAGUGGAGGGUGAGCCGCGCCCAAAAACAGAGAUCUGCCCCUGGGAAGAGGCUGCAGCUCCGUUGGGGAAGGAGAGAUCGAGGCAGGACACGCAUGGCACUUCCAAAAGGGAAGAAAAAGUGGGAUCCAGAGCACGGGAAAAAGGAAAGCAGAUCCCAGCCAAACCCCUGCCCAAAUCUCCUUCGGGGAAAUCCCAGAGCUCGGAGAAGGCAGAGAUCUGUCCUUGGGAGUCUCAGGGAUCCAAAUCCAGUGACAAAGCUGAAAUCUGUCCCUGGGAGGUGGCUGAGCCUCAGCUGGAGAAAGGAACAGCCCCAAGUAAGGAGAGACUCCCAUCAAGAGAAGCCUCUAAAGUUCUUGAGAAGGGAAGCAGAGACCGAGUGUCCGUCUGUCCUUGGGAGAGCCUGGACACAGAGCAGCCCCCGGCCAAACCCCACACUGGGACCUCAGCACUGCCCAAAGCUCCUUUGGGGAAAUCCCUGAGCUCGGAGAAGGCAGAGAUCUGCCCUUGGGAGGUCGAAUCCAGUGGCAAAGCUGAAAUCUGUCCCUGGGAGGUGGCUGAGCCUCAGCUGGAGAAAGGAACAGCACCAGGUAAGGAGAAACUCCCACCAAAAAAAGCCUCCAAAGCUGUGGAGAAGGGGAGCAGAGACCGAGAGUCCAUCUGUCCAUGGGAGAGCCUGGACACAGAGCAGCCCCCAGUGAAAUCCCAAACUGGGACCUCAGCAGUGCCCAAAGCUCCUUUGGGGAAAUCCCAGAGCUCAGAGAAGGCAGAGAUCUGUCCCUGGGAGUCUCAGGGAUCCAAAUCCAGUGACAAAGCUGAAAUCUGUCCCUGGGAGGUGGCUGCACCUCAGCUGGAGAAAGGAACAGCCCCAAGUAAGGAGAGACUCCCAGGAAAAGCAGAGACCAAAGCUCUGGAGAAGGGGAGCAGAGACCAAGAGUCCGUCUGUCCUUGGGAGAGCCUGGACAUGGAGCAGCCCCUGGCCAAAUCCCACACUGGGACCUCAGCACUUCCCAAAGCUCCUUUGGGGAAAUCCCAGAGCUCAGAGAAGGCAGAGAUCUGUCCUUGGGACACUCAGGAUGUUGAAUACAGCAGCAAAGCCAAGAUCUGUCCCUGGGAGGUGGCUGAACAACCCUCAGGCAAAGAGAAACCCAGACAGGACAAAGAGGAGCCAUCCAGGGUGGGCAAAAGCCCUUCCACAAGUCAAGGCCUCCUGAAGGGAGUGGAAGCUUCUUUCACUUCUGGAAAGAAGGAUCAAGAGUCCGUCUGUCCUUGGGAGAGCCUGGACAUGGAGCAGCCCCUGGCCAAACCCCACACUGGGAGCUCAGCAGUGCCCAAAGCUCCUUCGGGGAAAUCCCAGAGCUCAGAGAAGGCAGAGAUCUGUCCUUGGGAGAGUCAGGACCUUAAAUCCAGUGAUAAAGCUGAAAUCUGUCCCUGGGAGGUGGAUGAGCCUCAGCUGGAGAAAGGAGCAGCACCAGGUAAGAAGAGACUCCCAGGAAAAGCAGAGACCAAAGCUCUGGAGAAGGGGAGCAGAGAGAGGGAAUCAAUCUGUCCUUGGGAGAGCCUGGACACGGAGCAGCCCCUGACCAAACCGCGAACUGUGAGCUCAGCACUGCCCAAAGCUCCUCCAGGGAAAUGCCAAAGCUCAGAGAAGGCAGAGAUCUGUCCCUGGGAGGUCGAAUCCAGCAGCAAAGCCGAGAUCUGUCCCUGGGAGGUGGCUGAACCUCCCUCCCAGCAGCCAAAGGCAAAGCAGGUCCCAGCUGGGGGCUCCAAGGGGGACAAGCGCAUCACGCGCCAGGCAGCGCUGGCCAGCCCGGAGAGAUCCCUGGACAGCAGAGACCGAGUGUCCGUCUGUCCUUGGGAGAGCCUGGACACGGAGCAGUCCCCGGCCAAACCCCACACUGGGAGCUCAGCAGUGCCCAAAGCUCCUUCGGGGAAAUCCCAGAGCUCGGAGAAGGCAGAGAUCUGCCCUUGGGAGGUCGAAUCCAGUGGCAAAGCUGAAAUCUGUCCCUGGGAGGUGGCUGAGCCUCAGCUGGAGAAAGGAACUGGCCCAGGUAAGGAGAGACUCCCAUCACGAGAAGCCUCUAAAGUUCUGGAGAAGGGAAGCAGAGACCGAGAGUCUGUCUGUCCAUGGGAGAGCCCAGACACAGAGCAGCCCCCGGCCAAAUCCCACACUGGGACCUCAGCAGUGCCCAAAGCUCCUUUGGGGAAAUCCCAGAGCUCGGAGAAGGCAGAGAUCUGUCCUUGGGAGUCUCAGGGAUCCAAAUCCAGUGACAAAGCUGAAAUCUGUCCCUGGGAGGUGGCUGCACUUCAGCUGGAGAAAGGAACAGCCCCAAGUAAGGAGAGACUCCCACCAGGAGAAGCCCCUAAAGUUCUGGAGAAGGGAAGCAGAGACCGAGAGUCUGUCUGUCCAUGGGAGAGCCCAGACACAGAGCAGCCCCCAGCCAAAUCCCACACUGGGAGCUCAGCAGUGCCCAAAGCUCCUUCGGGGAAAUCCCAGAGCUCGGAGAAGGCAGAGAUCUGUCCUUGGGAGGUCGAAUCCAGUGGCAAAUCUGAAAUCUGUCCCUGGGAGGUGGCUGAGCCUCAGCUGGAGAAAGGAACUGGCCCAGGUAAGGAGAAACUCCCACCAAAAAAAGCCUCCAAAGCUGUGGAGAAGGGGAGCAGAGACCGAGAGUCCAUCUGUCCAUGGGAGAGCCUGCACACGGAGGAGCUGUCCCUGAAAUCUGCAGUGGGGAAGGAGCCAUCCAAGAAAUGCGGCAGCACCGAGAGCAGGAAAUCUGAAAUUUGCCCCUGGGAAGCAGCAGAGCCCAUGGGGUUGGAGGAGGAAAUCUCCCAGCCAGAUGUGCAGCCACAGGGAGCCCAAAGAGCUUCCCCUGCAGGGAUGGGACAGCUGGGUGCCAGCGCUGUGUCUCCAACACUUCUGGAACAAUCCAGGGGCAGAUCCCAUGGGGAAGCCGAGCACAAGCCCCUGUGCCGACUCCUGCCCAGCAUCCAGCACCCAGCCGUGGGCAGCAGCCCCAGCCCUGGCACUGGCCUGGCUGAGGUUUGUCCUUGGGAAGCUGGAGAGGCUCCAGCAGCACCUGCCAAGCCCAGUUUGGACAUGAGGAAAAGCUCUGAGGUGUGUCCGUGGGAGGAGGAGAGCACGGAUCCCUCCCGGACCUGCCCCGGGCAGGGCAGAGCCCGGGAUGGGGGUGGGGUGUGAGUGGAUCCCAGCACCAGUGGCUCCAUCCAUCCAUCCAUCCAUCCAUCCAUCCAUCCAUGGAUCCAUCAUCCAUCCAUCCAUC
Vidua macroura (Pin-tailed whydah) is the source of this 7657-nucleotide messenger RNA. RefSeq names its product G protein-coupled receptor 179 (gene GPR179). Gene Ontology annotation, molecular function: G protein-coupled receptor activity. Gene Ontology annotation, cellular component: membrane. The transcript is spliced from 11 exons. The coding region runs from base 1 to 7575 and encodes 2524 amino acids. Gene Ontology annotation, biological process: G protein-coupled receptor signaling pathway. Lineage: Eukaryota; Metazoa; Chordata; Aves; Passeriformes; Viduidae. The record is from RefSeq and is a predicted model, not a curated record.